Messenger RNA from Striga hermonthica, 663 nucleotides. The record is from the annotation of a GenBank genome assembly. NCBI's taxonomy places the organism in Eukaryota, Viridiplantae, Streptophyta, Magnoliopsida, Lamiales, Orobanchaceae.
AUGGAGUCAUACACCGCAGGUGAUUUUGGCGUGGUAUAUCUUGCAGACAACAAACCCCUAAAAAUUGUAGGGAAGGGAGAUGUGCAGAUCAAGUCCGCAAAUGGGUCAUGCUGGACCCUACGGGAUGUGAGGCACAUUCCAGGACUAAAGACGAAUCUCAUCUCAGUUGGACAGCUGGACAAUUACGGCUUCCACACAAUGUUAGGAGACAGAAAGUGGAAGGUCAGCCGAGGAGCUAUGACUUUGGCAAGAGGGCUGAAGUCAGGAACGCUUUACACGGCGAGUGGAUCCAACUCAAACAUUCUUCUGGCAGGAGCUGUCUCACAAUCGCACUUGUGGCACAAUCGCUUGGGCCACAUGAGCGAGAAAGGAAUGAAGAUACUAAAGUCGAGAGGACUUUUACCCGAGUUGGAGUCAGUGGACGUGGGUCUCUACGAGCAAUGCGUGCUUGGAAAGCAGAAGCGAGAAUACCCGGACGAUGACAAGACCAUGCAGGCGUAUGUUGGUCUCGAUAUUUCAAAUACCAGAAUCAUGAGACCAGCAGAUUCAGUGGGAGCUCAGAUAGAUGAGAUCGAGCGUACAGAAGAAGAGGCAGAACCAGAAUCGGAUGAACCGAUUGCUGAGAGCAGAACGCCUCUGGCACUGGGCCGAGACCGAGGAUGA